UCGAUAUUCCGGCGGGAGUCGUCUCGGAGUAUCGGUACGGAGGAGUGAGGACUCCGUUUAUAUAUGAGGAGAGAAACGCACGGUGGACGCCCUAGGGUCUGCCGGUGCAGCGAUGCAUCGCGUACACGUCCCAGCUUCCUAAUCUACCCUUCCCUCAUCUCUGCAACUCGCUUUGUCGAAUAACUGAGGCCGCGACAAAGACGACGAUUGUUAUGUCGCUCACCGUCGGAGAGGGGUCAUCGAGGGUCGCCGCAAUAUUUACUCCAACGACUGCUGGAGAACUCAUAUUUUAUUUGUCUUCUCGUUUCGACGAAUUUUUCCCUUUUUUUCCCUCUGUUAAAUCGUAACCAUCGCGACCAGAUAGUCACGUCGGUAAAGUUGAUUCUCCUCAUUGUUCUGUAUUGUUGAUUUCGCCAAGAAUUUCUUUCUUUCGAUCGUCCACUCUUCUCGGUUCUCCUUUUUUUUCUUCUUUUUUUUGUUCCACGAUAACUCGUACAGGGAGAGCGUAUUGGACAUGUGCAUAUUUUGUUAGUGGUGAUAACUGCGCUCAUUACAAUUGCUGAUUCGCACGUGCCAAGCGCAUUGCUGAUACAGAGCGUAAUAACAUCUUAUCCUCGUAUUAUUCAUGGGAGAAUCCUUGUUAUGGAGAAAUUUUUCUUGGAACAAUUGGAAUAAAUAAUAUUCCAAUUGCGUAGAGAGGACGUUACGAUAUCGCUCUUAUUUUUAUUUCUACGAAUUGAGUUUGAUCGCGUUAUGUAGUUUUGUUGCAUUUGUGCGACGAGGAUCAAGGUUUGAUACGAUAGGGAAAAAAAAGCAAAUCAUACGACGAAUAUUUGCAGAUUACAUUUAGCAUUGGAUCGACGAUGAUCGAUGUUAACGAUGUUUUGCAAUGUCCGAUCAACGAGAAUAUCAAAAAGUGGUUGUUUUCACGCGGUUCACGCUUUCGAUUUUGCAGUGAAGACUUCGGGGCCAAAAUAACUAUUCGUAAUUGGAUCGAAGUCAACGUAUUGCUCAUGCUCAAUCGUCAAAAAUUAUGAUUCAACCGAGUCUCGCGCCCACUCUUCGGAAGAUGAUGACGAUCGAUCGUCGCAUGUUCUGAUUUAAAAAACUGACACAUACCAUGCCUAAUUAUUGAUAAAUAUUUUGUCAAAUUCAACGUCUAUUGCUGUGGGACUCGGAGAAGGAUAAAAAUUGUAACAGUAUCAUUUGCGCGAUCAUGGAGAAUGAGAACAAGGAAAUCAGCGCGUUAAAUGAAAAUUUUCAUUACAAUAGCAUGCUAGCUCGAGCGCUUGUCCAAUUAUUCCCUCAAGAAGACAGAACGAAAAUUCACAUGUGGCUGAAAAAACUGCAAAGCGUUGACGGCGAUGACAUCGACGCCUUGAUAAUUCGCAACGACUACAUGUGGCUUUUACUUCUCGUCAUGCAGAGCGGAAGUCUCACCGAACCCUUCAACAAACUUCCCCUGCACGCCAAAGACGGACUACCGCCUGUUUCCGACGUCAUGCCAACUCGAAUCUACCAAGAGGUCUUGGGUUCGUCGGACCAGAAUUUCUCUUGGAUUGACAAAGUAAUUUCUGAACCGGAUGUCCUUGAUGAAAAUGAGGAAGACGCAGUUCCCGUUAAAGUCGGAAUUGCGCCAUACACUUUUUUAGGCCAUCAACCCCGUCCUAUAAAUGGAAUCGCUUGUUAUUUUUCUGUAUUCAGCAAUAAAUCCUAGUCUUGAUUGAAUGUAGAAUUGAUUUUUCUUUGCCAUUUUUUCCCCUCCUUUUUGAGUAGAAUUUUUUUUUUGUGAAUUAUUAGUGACUUUAAAAUUCUGUUUGCAAUCGCUUGCAUUUAUUGGUCAAUUGAAAAAAAAUUAUUUACGCUUCUGGAUCAGGAUUUUGCGGUGAGAAUCGCUCCGAUAAGAAACUGGGCGAGUCAAUAGGCCUCGGUGACAGCAGCGUGGCCUAAAAAGUCGUAUACUCAUUAGUAGCU
Messenger RNA from Athalia rosae (coleseed sawfly), 1974 nucleotides. RefSeq lists its product as uncharacterized. The transcript is spliced from 3 exons. Bases 1217 to 1717 code for a protein of 166 amino acids. The record is from RefSeq and is a predicted model, not a curated record. Lineage: Eukaryota; Metazoa; Arthropoda; Insecta; Hymenoptera; Athaliidae.